GAGUAGUAAACUAAGUGUGAUACAAUGUUUAAUAUUUUAUAGCAAUGCCCUUUUCCUUUUGCACUGGAGAAAGAUAUCCGUGGUGUGAAUUUGCUGAAAAUGCAGAAAGUGGUCCUACGACCCUCCUUUGUGCAGAGUUAGCUGCAAAACACAAUAUGGUUAUUGUAUCUAAUAUUCUUGAAAGAGAUGAAACUUAUGGAGAUACAAUAUGGAAUACUGCUGUUGUCAUUUCAAGCUCUGGAGCAUAUUUAGGAAAAUCUCGCAAGAAUCAUAUACCACGUGUUGGCCAUUUUAGUGAAUCUACUUAUUACAUGGAAAGUGACUUACGGCAUCCUGUAUUUGAAACUCGUUUUG
This is a messenger RNA of Parasteatoda tepidariorum (common house spider), 354 nucleotides long. Its product is annotated as beta-ureidopropionase-like. NCBI's taxonomy places the organism in Eukaryota, Metazoa, Arthropoda, Arachnida, Araneae, Theridiidae. Gene Ontology annotation, molecular function: beta-ureidopropionase activity. The record is from RefSeq and is a predicted model, not a curated record.